Molecule: messenger RNA, 1994 nt
Organism: Gymnodraco acuticeps
Lineage: Eukaryota; Metazoa; Chordata; Actinopteri; Perciformes; Bathydraconidae
Product: intermediate filament protein ON3-like
Exons: 11
Coding region: 224-1420 (398 amino acids)
Source: RefSeq, a predicted model, not a curated record
GCUUUUCUUGCUCUUGGGGGUGUCUUUUUUCCCCACUUCCUGCUGCUGGGCCACCUUCUCUUCAGGCUUUUGCUUCUCUGGAAAUGAAAAAUACAUCAGUCAGGUGAUCCUUCACCAAAAACACGGGACAGAGAAAUUCAAAUUGGAUUCGAUUUAGUUGUGUAGUGUUCAAAUCUUGCAUGCAGGUACAGGAUGCAGUUAGUGACUCAGCUUUAAAGGAAACAUGCCUAUUUGCUUUCUGCUGCAGAGAGGCUCGAUCCAGAACUUACCGCUUUGCAGCGCAUCUUCUAAAGCAAACUCCAAGCUGUCGAGGAAGAGGAGGAUAAGUAUGCCAACGUGCAGCAGCAAUAUGUCUAAGACGAGAGAUUACAGCAGCCAGUCCUACACUCCCGGGAGCAAGCCGCCCAAAAGCACCGCGAGCAACAAGAUCGACACGUCGGGCAAAUCCAGAGAGAAGGAUGACAUGAUGGGACUCAACGACAAGUUCGUCAAUCUGAUCGAAAAGAAAAAGAACUUGGAGGAUCAGAACAAAAAGCUUAACACCAAACUGAAGAUCCUCAUGGAGAAGGAGGACUACGAUGGAAAAAUUAACUUAAUCGUCAAGCAGUCGGAAAACGAGAUGGAGCAGCAGAUCGAGAACUUGCUCAACGACCAAGAAAAACUGAAGGCUGAGCUGCUCAUGAACCAGGAAGAUCUUGACGACACCAAGAAGAGUUAUGAAGUUGAGUUUAGAAAAAAAGCUGAUCUGGAGAACGAGUUUAUCAUCAAGAAAAAGGAAGUAGAUGAGAGCCACUUGGAUGAAGUAGAUCUGGCUUUGGAGCUGGAAGACCUGAUGGGAAAACUGGACUUCCUCAGGAUUGGCUAUGAUGAGGAGAUCAAGGAGAUGCAGUCGCAGGUCCAGAACGAGUCAGUGGUCUUACACGAAAACAACAAACGAUCCCUGGAUAUGGACGAAAUCAUUAAUGGUGUCAAGAAUCAGUAUGCAGAUCUGGCCUCCCGCAGCAAGCACGAAGCAGAGCAGUGGAAUCAGAAAAAGAUGGAUGCACUGGUCCUAAAUGUAGGAGAGCGUGAGCAGGAAGUGCGUUAUUUAAGGAGGGAUAUCGCUGACCUGGUGCGCACCAUCCAGAGGCUCAACGGCGAACUGGAGGCUCUCAUAAGAAAGGAAGAGUCCAUGAAGAGCAACACCACUGAGUUGAAGCAAGAUGGCAACGCAAACUUAAAGAAGGCUCGGGAGGACAUCGCCAAUCUGGAGGAGGCCUCUAGGCGGGUCAGACAGGACUUGGCGGGACAGAUCCGAGAACACCAAGAGCUGAUGAACCUCAAGCUGGCUCUGGACAUCGAGAUCGCCACCUAUCGCAAGCUGCUGGAGGGCGAGGAGCAGAGAAUGAGUAACUUCAUGCAUCGCCCUGCAGAUUUCUAAAAAAAACAACCAACCAAUCCAAGUCCUUACUUGCACGCAGACGUUCACCUGCCAUCGAAGAAACACCUUCCAGAGAAACCACGAGCCCCAGAACCCUCCGAGGUCCCGAGAGAAACUGCUAUCCCGGCCUCGAAGAAACGCCUGCUGAUCCAGGUGGAGGUGCAGUUCGGAAUAGUGGUGUCCGAAAUCUCCCAUUACUCUGAAUAUUGACCGGGACUGUCUGUCCAUCACCUCUGUCCGCAAAAUGUGAAUCAAAUAAAUUAAAAUCACUGUUAACUUCUCUUUAAAUCCAAUACUUUAUCUUUACGCUCUGUGUGCAAAAGCUUCUUGGCAGGUUGAUCGUUUUUUCCUAGAAUCCGUGCUUGUUUGAGAUGUUUUGUUUAUGUCCAUGUGGCAGUGUUUAAAAAAAUGUUUUCUUAUAUGUGUUUUCCUUUGCAAAGGUUGUUUUUGUGUAUUUGUCAGCUUUAUUCAGUUGUUUCUCUCCUAACUUUGUGAGCAAAAAUAAGAUUGUAGCCUAUAUGUGAUAACGAAACGCUGAUACAUUUAACACUCAAAUAAAGAACAGGUGAAUAAA